GCUUCCCAAAGACGGACAAGAAGAAAGCCCUUCUAAUUUGGGUUCAUUGCUCUGCAAAUGCGGCUCGUCCAGAUCAUCUCCGUUGCAGGAGCUCGUAGGACACAGCUAGAGGAGGAGGCUGUAAAACCUCCUCGGAGCUGCCACGUCGUGUCCCUGGGGGUGGGACGGCAGCAGCCGCCGGGAAGGUGGGUGGCUCAUCCCGAGCACCGCAGCGGCAUCGCGCCGGGGGGACCCGUGGCCCCGGGAGGCACCGACGGCUCGCACGUCUGAAAGAAGAGCUGCAAGGAGCAACCUGUCCUCUCCUGUGCCCUUCUGACCCCCAGCCAUGGCAUCGCCCAUGAAGAACUUGCUCACAGACCCCGCCAGGUACCUCCAGGCUUUCCGCCUCUUCCUCGCGAAGUCAACGGAGCACCAGAGCAUGCAGGAGUUUGUGGAGAGGCAACUGCCGGCCGUGAUAGACAGUAUUGGAAAUGGGAAGUCUACAAUCAAUAUUCUAAGCAUUGGUGGUGGAUCAGGUGAGAUUGACCUGCUGAUCAUCUCAAAGGUACAAGCCAGAUAUCCAGGGGUCACCAUCAACAACGAAGUGGUAGAGCCAAGUGCUGACCAAAUCUCCAAGUACAAAGAGCGUGUGGCUAAGACAUCAAACCUCGAGAACGUAAAGUUUACCUGGCAUGAAGAGACAGCUUAUGAAUUUGAAAGUCGAAUGAAUGCAGAAAAGAAGCCUAAAAAAUGGGACUUCAUUCACAUGAUCCAGAUGCUCUAUUAUGUGAAGGACAUCCCAGCGACUGUGCGGUAUUUCCACAGCCUCCUGGAAACACAGGCGAAGCUCCUUAUCAUCCUGGUGUCAGGAACCAGUGGCUGGGAAACGCUGUGGAAGAAGUACGGGUCUUCUUUCCCCUUGGGUGAUCUCUGCUGUUAUGUUUCCUCUGCUGAUAUGAAAAAGAUACUGGAUUCAGUCGGGCUGAAGUACCAGCUCCACGAUGUCCCUUCCCACAUGGACAUAACGAGCUGCUUUAUUGAAGGGGACAAGGAUGGGGAGCUGUUGCUGGAUUUCCUGACAGAAACUUACAAGUUUUCUAAAACCGCUCCUCCUGAAUUAAAGCGUCAGGUAAUGGAAGAGUUAAGAAAGCCUCAAUGCAGUGAAGAAAGAGAUGGGAAAGUUGUUUUUAAUAACAACCUGGGUGUACUAGUGGUUGAGCCAUGAGUUUACUUCUUGCUUCUUGAUCGAAAGGAGAUAGAUACAAACGGUUAACAGCUGAAAUAAGGUUUUCAUACUUUAUAAAUGGCUUAGUUUACUUCAGUACUGAAUGUAAUUUUUGGAGUCUGUUAACAAAUCAGAAUUAGUAUCUGUUGUUAUAAGUGAGGUUUAAUACCCAGUAAGUUCUGUACUAUCCUAUGAAUGUAUAACUCUCUAAGCAGUUAAUAGUACUUUAUCAUAUGAAUGUUGUAUAAUCAGAUGUUACUCAGACCACCUACUCAGACAUUCCAGAAACCAGACCAUUUCCUACGAAAAGAGCUAUUUGUGGCUUCAUCAUCUUCAUUUAAAAACUCUUUGCAGACCUAACAAACAUAUUCCAGCUUCUCAGUGCAGCUGGCAAGAGUGGAGGCUCAGAAUGACAACCCAUUUGGGUGGCUGCUCAAUGGGAUCUCUUGAGCUUGCUGUGACUUCAAGAUCUCAUACCUCCAGUUACCAUAAAAGUGUCCUCACGUGUGAUGGUUGCCUGUUCUGGCCUCCACAGACAACUCCAUUUAGUGGCAUUGCUCCCCUCUCCAUGUAUUUCCACUUCAUGUUGAUGAUGUUGCACCUGCAGGGCAAUUUGUGGACAGGUCCGUACUGGCACUGCAAGAGCGAAGGGAUUGAAGAUGGUGGAGGCAUGGCAGUGGUAACAAGUGGCCUGGAGAGGUGGAUUUCACUGAUGAGCCCUGAUGCAAAGCCUUUGUCAGGAAUCACCUAUGGCUGUCAUACAGGGCUUUUGGGUGUUUUCAGCUAAACACACAAACCUCCUGGUCGCAGCCUUUCACCAUGCCCUGGCAGCAAGGGCCAUGCAUAGCUUGUGAGCUUCAUAACACAGAAGAUGUAAAAACGAACUCUGAUGUCAAGCUGAUGGGCUUCUGUGGGAUUUGUUUAAUUUGCAAUGGGGUCAUGUCAGGUAAAUCUGUCGAAUAUAUAGUAUGGGAUGUUCAGCAAGGAGGUACUUCACUCCCUUGAUCCCUUCUCCGUGUGGGGCUGUCUCUACUCUGGGAGUUGAUGCAUUUGUUUUGCUACAUGAUUUUACGGUUUUAAGAAGUAUUAAUAAUAAUACUAUAUGGUGGAAUACAAUAUAGUCACUUGAAUGCAUUUAAUAGUAUGAAUACUCGGUUUAUCUGGUGAGACAGGUGGGAUUUCUGCCAUUGAAGUAAUUUGAUUCAGUGUUGAAAUAGUUUACUAAUAGUUUACUUUUAAUAGUUUACUUUAAAAAUUGCUUUAGCUGCAAGAAAUUAUGUUUUAUUUUUGCAUAUACAUUUCUGAUACAAUGUAGAUUAUUAAAGAUUUGAAGUGAUUUACAAGAGACCGUA
Calidris pugnax (ruff) is the source of this 2556-nucleotide messenger RNA. Its product is annotated as histamine N-methyltransferase-like. Gene Ontology annotation, molecular function: N-methyltransferase activity. The transcript is spliced from 8 exons. Bases 326 to 1204 code for a protein of 292 amino acids. The record is from RefSeq and is a predicted model, not a curated record. Lineage: Eukaryota; Metazoa; Chordata; Aves; Charadriiformes; Scolopacidae.